AUGGACUUCCUCAAGUCUGCGGUUGCGUCAGCCAUCUCCAAGGGGCCAGCGUUUGGCUACUCGUUUGGAGACCGCGUGGAUCUUAACGACUCCAUCUGGACAUUGCACAACGGCACAAAGCGAGAAGACGGCUCAAAGUGUAGCAUAUUCGCCUUUGACAUUACUGCAAAUCGAAAUCGACUGCCCCUCGCCCGAAAUGCGCUCCGUAAACUACGCACCCUGCGCCAUCCAGGUGUCGUGAAAGUCCUGGACACAGUAGAGACAGAAACGUACAUCUAUAUCGCCACUGAAAGACUGAGUCCGUUGAGUUGGCAUGUGAAGCGGAAGAGCUUGACCGAGGAGACGACAAAAUGGGGUCUACACAAUAUCGCGAAGACGCUGAAGUUCGUCAAUGCGGACGCCUCGUCGAUACAUGGUUGUAUACGCCCGGCCUCCAUAUUUUUCAGUGAAAGCGGCGAGUGGAAACUUGGUGGUUUCGACGCACUAAGCUCUGUCAAGGAAGACGACUCGAUAUUACCUACCUAUGGUGGUCUGAUACCGGACGCCGGACGGUACAUGGCGCCGGAGGUCUCCAAGGGCGGCUGGGAGGUCAUCAAGCAGAACCCAACACAUGCAGUGGACGCAUACAACUUCGGUGUCCUGAUCUUCGAGGUGUUCAAUGGGAGCUACAAUAGCAGUGACCAGCUGGGGCAAAUGAAGAGCAUUCCACCAACCAUGCACCAGGCGUACAAACGGUUGCUGAACCCUAGCCCGAAGGCACGCAUGAGUGUUGGUCAAUUUCUCGAUCAGGGGAAGCGCAUAGGGGGCUUUUUUCAGACUCCACUGAUCCAAGUCACCGAAGACAUCGACAAUCUUGGUCUCAAAGCGGAGGAAGAAAGGAAUGAGCUGCUUGGAAAGCUAGAUGAGGUGGCGGAUGAUUUCCCUGCCGACUUUUUCAAGAUGAAAGUCUUGCCCGAACUGCUCAAAUCUGUCGAAUUCGGUGGUGGCGGCGCCAAAGUGUUCAGUACGGUGAUGCAAAUAGGACAGAAGCUCUCUGAUGACGAGUAUGAGACUCAAAUCACUCCGGUCGUUGUUCGAUUGUUUGCAAACCCGGACAGAGGAAUUCGAGUCUGCUUACUGGACAACCUACCCAUGAUGAUCGACCAUCUACCACAGAAGAUUGUCAACGACAAGAUUUUUCCACAAUUGCUAAUGAUCAUUCAGGUCACUGGUUUCUCAGAUGUCGCACCAGUGGUGCGAGAGCAGACAGUCAAGGCUGUCCUCACCAUAGUCCCAAAAUUGUCAGAUCGCAUCAUCAACGGCGAGCUACUGCGACACCUAGCAAAGACAGCGAACGAUGAGCAACCAGGGAUUCGGACGAACACAACUAUCUGUCUCGGAAAGAUUGCAAGGAAUCUAGGGGCCAGCAGCCGGGCAAAGGUUCUGUCAGCCGCCUUCGCCCGCUCCCUUCGUGAUCCCUUUGUUCACGCUCGAAAUGCUGCUCUCAUGGCCCUAGCUGCAACAGCUGAUCUCUUCAGCGAGGAAGACUGCGCAUCCAAGUUACUUCCCAUCAUGUGUCCCUCUCUAGUGGACAAGGAGAAGAUGAUUCGAGAUCAGGCUCAGAAGAGCGUAGACAUCUACAUCUUGCGGAUUCGAAAGUUCGCCGCGACGAUGCCGGAUACUGUACUACCACCGCCUGGCGUGACUGCUGGAGGAGCAGCUGCACCACGAAUGGGAACACCCGCGAAUGAUACAUCCUGGGCCGGAUGGGCUAUUUCGAGUUUCACAAACAAGCUCGCAUCCACAAGUGGCGAUAUCGGGGCGUCUUCCAACACGAAUGGCGCCGCAGAUCAACCGGCAUUCGAUGAUGAAGCAGAAGACUUCAACAACGAUUGGGGAGGUUUCGCCGACGACAACGAGACCACAGGACAAGCAGCUGAGGAAGAGGAAGAUCCUUGGGGUGCACCUUCCGUAUCGAAACCAACGUCAACGACAUCGUACGACGACAAGGGCGAACCGGACUUUGCAGGCUGGUUAGCAGCUCAGUCAGGGGCCAAGAAAACGAUCAAGAGCCCGCUUCCGAAGGGUUUGACAAAGUCAACAGUACCAGGGGCUAAAUCAAACCGGCCGAUCAUUGGUGGGCGGUCGAGUACCACUGGGUCAGCAACGACCACUAGAAAAGUCCUUGUCCCGCCGAAGAAAGAAAUCAAGAAAGAAGAGCCAAAUGCAAAGGAGGAUGAAGAGGAGGGCUGGGGCGACGCAUGGUAG
This is a messenger RNA of Parastagonospora nodorum SN15, 2247 nucleotides long. RefSeq lists its product as hypothetical. Gene Ontology annotation, biological process: protein phosphorylation; tRNA export from nucleus. The coding region runs from base 1 to 2247 and encodes 748 amino acids. Lineage: Eukaryota; Fungi; Ascomycota; Dothideomycetes; Pleosporales; Phaeosphaeriaceae. The record is from RefSeq and is a predicted model, not a curated record. The transcript is spliced from 5 exons. Gene Ontology annotation, molecular function: protein kinase activity; ATP binding. Gene Ontology annotation, cellular component: cytoplasm.